Messenger RNA from Helobdella robusta, 423 nucleotides. RefSeq lists its product as hypothetical. Bases 1 to 423 code for a protein of 140 amino acids. The record is from RefSeq and is a predicted model, not a curated record. The transcript is spliced from 4 exons. NCBI's taxonomy places the organism in Eukaryota, Metazoa, Annelida, Clitellata, Rhynchobdellida, Glossiphoniidae.
AUGAACGAUGUCUCAAGAGAAAUUAUUGAACCUAUCAGUGUAUACAUUUCAAUUCCAUGUGAACUCUACCUUCUGAAUUUGACGACGACUAUGAUGAAAAUUCCACCAGAGAAGCGCCUGACGGUAAAUGAGAACCAGAGCCUGGUCUUCCAGUGCCAGUCCAACUCCUCCUGCCCUCACCCCCACAUGGCGUUCUUCCUGGGGGGCAAUGAGUUGACCUCCGUCGUUGGGUCAAGUCGGGAAGAACUGUCAACUCUGGGUCAGGCUGGCAUGAGGAAGAUGUCCUGCAGUGUUUUCAGGUUUGUUCGUUUGGUGAUGAAGCCCUCUCACGACAAGGCAGUUCUGAGGUGCCAAGUCAUCAGCGGUCCUGGUCUGCUGGUCAACAACUACACCGAAGUCCAACUCUCCGUGCAAUGUUCGUAA